Messenger RNA from Bactrocera tryoni, 7239 nucleotides. RefSeq lists its product as uncharacterized. Lineage: Eukaryota; Metazoa; Arthropoda; Insecta; Diptera; Tephritidae. The coding region runs from base 1013 to 2833 and encodes 606 amino acids. Gene Ontology annotation, molecular function: signaling receptor activity. The record is from RefSeq and is a predicted model, not a curated record. The transcript is spliced from 9 exons. Gene Ontology annotation, cellular component: membrane.
UAAAGUUUCCCCUAAAAUUGGAUAGUUGGAUAGGUGUCGAGCAGUUUAACCGGAAGUGAUUCUGUACUCUGUAUAAAAAUAUAACGGAAACAUAUAAAAAGAAUAAAUAGCAAUUAAUUAAUAAAAUAGAAAUAAAUAAUAAAACAAAAGUUUAAUGAAAAAAACUUAAAUUAAAAAAAAGGUCAAAAUAAAAUUUCAAAACAAAGCCUCGUAGUGGCUAUUUAAUGCGCAUGUUUAGAAAUUUAUGCUCAAUUUUUUUUUUCGAAGUAGUAGAUGGUAGAAGAUGAAAAAGGUAAAAUCGUUUGCAGCGAAUUCCUCCUAAAAUUGCAGUUUGGCUUGUAUUUUUGCAAUUUAAUUAAAUAAAGUGAUAGUAAUUGAAAUAAUAUUUAAUGUUCAAAUAAUUGUAUGAUAAAGCUGUGAAAUUAACGUCUUUACUAUACGUACAGAAUGUGAAUAUAAUUAUCAGUGAGCAUUUAAACACAUAAUAAUAUAAAUAUCCAAGUGCAUACAGUGUGCGUAAAAAUCACGUGAUUGUACUUAAACGUAAAGAAAAAAUCAAUUACAAAUCCCAAACCAAUAAUGAAUCAAAAUUAUAACUUUUGUAAAUGGUCUUAUAUUGAAAUGGAAUAAAGCCAGAUUAUGAGGUACCCGAGUACAAGCGUAAAUGAAUUUGCCACAAUAAACAGUGAACUAAAGGCAGUAAAAAUAUGAAUUUUAUAGUUGAAUAUAAAAAGCAUGCAAAGCUUGAACGGGAGUGUAUUGAUUAGUGAGUUAAAAAAUGCAAUAUAUUUUAUUUUUGGCGACAAAUUUAAAGUGUAAGAAUAACUACAAGAUGCGAAACAACAUGUAAUCAAAAACUUAAUUAGAGUUAAUUACCCGACACGUGAAUGUUGACGAUAAAAACUUAUGUACAAAAUUCCUAGCACUUAUUACUUAGAAGCCUUAAAAUGCUGAGUCAAUUACGGUUUUAUUGAAUUCGCUUAAUCUUUGAAGUUUCAACUAUUGAUGAGCCAUGCAAUCUGCUGCUGAUUGCAAUGGUACCAAAAGCAACAACAACGGUGUCACGACCACCACAAUCAUGCAAAGCGAUAUAACGAGUGCCGGCAGUUGCGACGAACUUUUAUCACAUGAUGUAACGUCACCGGGAAGCUUCACGCCAGCCGUUUUGCUAACCCCAGUGGCAAUGUUGGAGCAAACGAGUGUGCUGCGCCACCGUUUGCAAGUUGGCGUCGGUGUCGGCCAUAGCAUCGGGACCUCGGUAAUGAACUACGGUUGUCCGGCUACUGUAGGAACUACUGUAGCAACUAACAUGGUUGGAAGUUUUGCUUCACAUCCCAUUGAUAUGGUUGAAUAUCUUGGUAGCAACACAGAGCGUAUGUCUGUUACGCCGUCUCCUUCACCACAAGCAUCGCCGUCAAAGAGAAUAGAGAAAAACUCUGUCGUCAUAUCAACAAAUUCUACGUCGAAUACCACGCCGAAUACAGAAUUUAAGUUGGGGUCUGGGCAAUCCAAUAUUUCUAGCUCAAGUUCCAGCAGUAAUUCAAGUUCUAAUUCGACUAUAUCGUCUGUGAUCGCAACACCAAUUAGUAUUAAGCAAGAAAUGGCUCGACGACAAACACUGGUUGUGGAAAGCUAUGUCGAUGGCUUUAAUAUUGACGCUGGUUCUACGUUCUCGACAUCAGGAGAUAUAUUAGCUUUAAAUGGCAAAGAACGUGCCGAACACCGAGAUGUACUCCCUAUUAGAGGGCUUCCACCACACACUGCAAACGAGGAACAUUUAGGAUUAUACACACCAACAACACCAUUGACACCGCGGUCGCCACCGUCAUCGCCACCAUCACUGUCAUCAUCAACAAACUCGUUAGCACCUAGUAUGAAUUUGGAAAGCACAUCGAUCGUGCAGUCAUCGAAAAGUUCAUUAAAUCUAAAGUCGCUCGCAACAACGAAAUCACCCGCAUUCAAUUCCACUAAGCAGCUACAGAAAUGGCAGGAUAUGCCAAAAUAUUUGCAGUUCAAUCCAUAUGUGCUGAACGGCUACCGACCCCUGACAACAUUCCGUGGAUGUCUGUGGAGCUUGUUCUCCUGGCACAAUGAAACCGUUAAUAUACUCACUCAUGCCAUUCCGAUUUUCUACAUUUUGGCAAUUGUACCGGGUCUUAUGCCAUGGGAACAGGAAUACCGCUUUUUAUCAUUUUGCCAUCUUUUCGGUUCGGUAGCUCCAUGGUGCGGAAGCUUUAUAUAUCAUCUCUUCAUGAAUAUUGAAAGUGGAGAACACGUCUACUACACUUUACUGAAAUUGGAUAUGGUCGGAAUAUGGGUCAGUCAAAGUUUUGGUGCUUUGCCGCUUGUCACAGCAACAACGUUUUGUUUUAGUCCUUUUUGGAAAUGGUUUAUCAUAUUAUCCUAUUGUUUACUGUCGCUUUGGGGUCUUUAUAAAGCUCUAACGGCAAGUUCCCCUUGGCAACGUCGCCUUUGCUUCGCUCUGCCCUUCACUAUGCGUUCAAUAUUGACACUAUUUCGAACUAUGGAUGUAUGGGUAGGAGGAAGCCGGAUAGCACUUUCUCACGUUUACCUCCAGUUAGAAGCAGAUGGUGUAUCUAUAUUGGGUGGUGCUAUAGGCGCUUUGCGUAUACCGGAGAAGUGGUUUCCUGGCGUUGUGGAUUUCUAUUUAAAUUCCCAUAAUAUUAUGCAUGUGCUGGUGGUAGUUGCGGUGUACUCAAUGCAUAAAGCAACAGUAAAAGACUUUGAAUGGAUGUCGGCAACGAAUUGCAAUGCUCCUGCAAAUAACACCGCCAUACUAAUGGGUACUUUUACCUCAAAUGUGGAACUAUGACCUCUUAAAUACCACAUAUUAUACAGAUAUUUGUUUCAGUACAACUAUAAAUAUACUAACAUAAAAAGGCUCUGAAUACGCAAUUCAUGUGUUUAACAAGAUUCCAUCGAUGCAGCAAGUGGUAUUUGUUAAAAAGUAUUCAGUUAUACAGUAACCGCCAAACAUAAAGCCACAAAUAAGUAUAGGCUGUAAAUGUAAAGUUAAAAAAGUAGAAAAUUAUUAUUCUUCCACAUUUUUUAUGAAUUUCCAUAAGAAUUUGUAAUUGGAGUAAACGCGGAAUAUGGACACCCUCUUCUCUAUUAAGAAAUAUCAUCGUUGUUAUAUUUAUAUUAUCAUUAUUAUUAUAUGUAUAUUAAAUCUUCUUUGGUACAUAUACAUACAUUCAUAAGCAAAGAUUUUGCAGGAGUUUUGGGCUUUUCCACAUUUAAAUAUAUAGUAUUAUGAAAAAAUUUGUAUUAAAAUAAGAGAAAACGUUAACUUCGGUUUCUAACAAGGGCUCGAGUUCAAUCGGUCAUUUUGUAUGACAGCUAUAUGUUAUAUUGAUCCGAUCUGAAUAAAUUUCGUCAAGAUAACUUGUCAAAUGAAAAAAGACCUUUUCAUAGUUUAUAUGGCUGCUAUAUACUAUAGUGGGCCGAUAUCGGCGGUUCCAACAAAUGUGUAGCGUCUUGGUGAGAAAAGGACGUGUGCAAAAUUCUAAUCGAUAUCCCAAGAACUGAGCGAUUAGUUCACAUGUAUACAGUCGGACAUGACUAAAUCAACUGAGCUCGUCUCGCUGAUCAAUUAUAAACACACAUAUGUAUGUACAUACAUAUAAGUAUACUUUAUAGACAAACCUCGCGGCAAACUUAAUAUACUCUGUUCAAGGUAUAAUAACGUGACAAAAAUGGUUGAUAGUAAGCAUCAAAGGAGCACCAAUAUCGCUUACAAUAAUAAUGGGUACAAGUAGUGAAUUUCAAAAAAAAAGUUUGUAAGUCUAGAUUGAAUGUCCAGUCCGUUCAAAAAAUGUCGUUUGAGGAAGGCAGCAAACUAAUCUGGUGUAUUUACACGAAACGAAGUUUGCCCAACUGACAUUGUUAGUUUUUUUAUUAUUUCAUAAGGAUUCAAUUAUAUAAGAUUGCAUCUAUAGCCCAAAUACAAAAGUUUUUCAGAAGCGUUUUAACUCAUUAUAUCAAAAUCAUUCGUUUUAUUUUGUUUUUAUGAUCCAAAAAUAAAUUGUUCGAACUUCCAGCCAAUAAAAAUGUGUUUUUGAGCGAUAACUGAAUACGAAUAGAUUGUUAUCACAAAGUGUAUUCAACAGAGGGAAAUAAGUGUGGUAUUUGACCUACGCUUAUUUGACAAUAAAAUUGUCGACAAAUCAUGUAUUUGUUUAUAUUAAGACGUCUUCUGCUCUUUUGUUUUGAUCUUGAAAAAUAUGAAGCCACUUGCUUUACAUACAUACAUAAGUAUGUACAUAUAUGUCCAUAUGUAAUAGAAAUAGCAUUCUGCAUGGCAUGUAUAGCUUCCGACUAGCGGAAGAUUAUAACGCAAAAAAGUUUAUCUUGAGGUAUGGUAAAAACGUAAAAUUUCUUUUUAAGAGAAGAUGAGGCUAUCAUACUUGUUUUCUUCAAGAGUGGUAAGUAAUUUUAAUGAAGGUACUGCAUAGGGUCUUAGUUGUCUUAAUUUAAAGAGGAGACUCUUUUAUUUCAGGUGGAGCAGAAAACAUUGGUAAGUUACUUCCAUGAGUUGUUGUUGUGUACAAGCAGCAAGUACUCGGCGUUUUUUUUUAUUUAAAAAAUUAUGUUUUUCGUUUUGAAAUUUCUUUGCUUUUGAAUUUCUAAAUUGUAAGGGUUAAAUCAAUGACAUCAUAUGUACAUAUCAAAUAAGCGUAAUGAAAAAUGAAAUAUCAGAUACUUAUUUCACUUUGUUGAAUAUACUUUGGUUAAUCACACUUCAAAAUGUAAACAUGAAAUGCUCGAGAAAAACAACAAAAAACUUUGUAGGACAUUGUGGGUCAAACAAUUGUUUCCUAAAAAGAAGUAGGCUCCGCAUAGAAGUUGUUCAAGUUACAUUGAAUAAUUUUAGCAAUUACUUCUGUUAAUAAUGUUAUUUGUUUUUAAUGUGUCAUUAUUCAAUGUUCAAUUUUUAUGUAAACAAAAAAUAGUUCAAAGAUAUAUAAUAUAAACAUGUAUUUUAUUCGUCAUACAAUAUCCUUUUCACACUCAUAAAAAUAUUUUAAUCUAACUCGUAUGUGAAUUAAAGAGCAAGAAAAUGAAAUAUACAUACAUAUACACACAUAUGAUACACAUGUGAAUCAUUGAAGAAUAUUUUAUCAGCGCACUUAUAAGACAAAGAUUUUAAUUCACAAAAGUAUAUACGAAUGUACCUCAAAUAUUGUAUCUAAUAAGUAAUCAUAAAGUUGUUACUUAUGGAGUACGAAUGACCGCUAAUAAACAAACGAAAAAGUGAAAUAAUUCCUGAAAUCGCAUAAAUGCUAAUGACGAAACUUGCAUUUGUGUUUAUGGAUUUUUCGAAAUUCAUUUGAAACUUACUCUGCAACUGUGGUAUUACAUUUUAAGGAAAUAACUACCAAAAUUUAUUAUAGAUAUGUAUAUAUUAAACGAUUUCCAAAGCAGCAAUAAAUAAAAUAUAGAAUAUAAAAAACAUACCAUAUUUCGAAAAACAUAAUAUUGGAACAAAUAUGUAUAAUAGAAAAACAAAAAUAUUCUGGGUUUGAUUCACCUCACAUAAAAAUAUUUAGUUUUCGUCAGAUAAUUUUAUGUAAUUCGGAUUAUUGUCAGAUCUAUAUUCAUUAUUUACAAAUAAUAUUGGUUAGUUUCCUGACUGGAAAAGUUCUCCGUCCAGCUCCAUGUUACUUAUGUAUUUUCUAAUAAAUUUUAAAAUAAUUUAAAACGCUAAUCCUUUUCAUACAUAAUUAAAAUUACGUGUGAUGUUGCAAAAUGAUUUCGGUAUAACUACAUAUGUAUUUCCUACUUAUUUGACAAACAUAUGUAUGUAUUUACAAAAUUUGUACAACAUUUUCCUAUUCCUCAAAAAACUAGCAUUAUACCUUAAUGACGUAGCCUCUCAGUGCCCAGAUUGGUCUCCGGAAUGUUAGUAUUAAAUAUGAGAAUAAACAGUUACAAAUUACUAUAUAUCUUCUAAAAUACAUAUGCAUAUGUAAAUUUACUUUUAAGUAUUAAAAUGUUUAAAAUUUUAGAUUGUAAAGCAUAAAAUAUGUUAAAAUGCAUAUUGCAUGAUUUGCAUUUCUCUGUCUAGAAUAACAUAUAUUUUGUUCUGUUGCACCUUAUGGCAAUUUAAAUACUUCUGCUUUAUAAAAUUGUGUAAGGAUUUAUAAGUAACUACCGUUAUGAAACAGAGAGAUACGAUUAAUUCAUUCAUUAACAAUGUAUGCUAUAAUGAUUUAAUUCUAAAUAUCUUAUAUUGUUUUUUUAUAGCAAUAAAACGCUUGCGAUUGUUACUGCUAUUCGCAUCUAUAAUGCGAGUAAUCCAAAACGACUGCGUUGACGAAAAUUUGCUAGCCUUUGCUCAGCAGUAAUUAUUAACUAUUGUUCAUAGCUAUUCAAAUUAUACAAAUGCUAGUAUGUAUUGUCAAAGAAAUCGCAAUGAAUUGGUUGAUUGAAUAAUAAAUAGUUCCAAUUAUGCAAGAUAUAAUGAUGUACGUAAAUUGUUGCAGGCACACGGUUAGAGUUUUGAAUGUUCAUUCGGUCUGUUUCGACGUUGCUAGACUGUGGAAAGGUAUGAAUAAAUGUAAUAAUUAAUUAAAUAGCUGUUCGAGUUCGUACAUUAUAUCUGUUAUGUUGUUUGUAUAGCUCAGCUCUAUAUUGUAACGUCAAAUAUUUAGCUUAAACUUAAAUCCUACAAGACAGAUAUACAUGCGUAUAAAGGAAAAAUAAUUUACUUCUUUAAAUCUCGGUCGGAAAAAGAAAGGAGAGGGGCGUGGUUGAAUCUUUAAGGGUUAACAACAGUUUAUCUUGUAGGUAAUUAAAAUAUCUAUAAUUUUGCUAUAGAGACCUCAAAAUUUAUGUGAAAAAAAUUCAAAUAACUAACUUUUAUUUUUAUAUUGUUAAAAAAAUUAUUUGAGGAAAUUUGGUGUAAAUUUACCUUGUUAUGACCCAAAUACACUGUAUUUUUCUUUACUUAAAAAAUUUAGGAAGAAACCAUAUUUUCACUUAAGGGGCACACCUAGUGUGACAACGUAAAUUUUUGGGAAAAAAACGACUAUAUUUAUUGUUUUGAAAAUUUCAGGGUAUAUUUAUGCAAGUCUUAAGAAUACACAGUGGAAAACAAAAUUAAAUAUUUUUUGACGCCGCUAAUAAAAUAAAGUCCUCCACUGUUGCAGUGAUUUCGGCCUUCCCCGUGGAUGACACUUGGAAAUAAAAUUUCUCGUUAAGCUAUUCAAACAAAAA